Messenger RNA from Emiliania huxleyi CCMP1516, 1464 nucleotides. RefSeq lists its product as hypothetical. The coding region runs from base 1 to 1464 and encodes 487 amino acids. Gene Ontology annotation, cellular component: RNA N6-methyladenosine methyltransferase complex. The record is from RefSeq and is a predicted model, not a curated record. NCBI's taxonomy places the organism in Eukaryota, Haptophyta, Isochrysidales, Noelaerhabdaceae. The transcript is spliced from 5 exons. Gene Ontology annotation, molecular function: RNA binding.
AUGGACGCUCCUCCGCCACCCGACGAAGACGCGCCUCCUCCGCCACCGACCGAGGCCCCUCCCAUGGACGAGGCCACUGCCGCCGCCUACGCCGCAUACUGGGAGGCGUACUACGCCAGCCCCGAGUACCAGGCAUACGCGGCGCAGUACGCGGCGGCGGGAGGAGAGUACGCGGCGGCGGCUGGCGGAGAGGGCGGAGAGGGCCAGGCGGCGGCGGCGGAGCCGCCCGCCGAGGAGCCGCCCGCCGAGGACCGCUGGGUCUCUCCCGUCGAGUUCACCGGCAAAGGGCGCGGCCGCGGCGGCAGGGGCCGUGGCGGCGGCAAGGGUGGCGGUGGCAGGGGCGGGUGGGGCGGCGGCGGCAAGGGCGGCUGGAGCGGCGGCGGCGGCAAGGGCGGAGGCGGCAAGGGCGGUGGAGGCAAGGGCGGCUGGGGCGCGGCGCCGCCUCCGGCGCGCGGGCUCAAGCUGCAGCGCUGUCCGCUCUGGGCGCAGUACCGGUGCGGCAGCGGGCGAGGAGGGAGCAGGAGGCGGCCGAGGCGGCGCGGCGAGCGCGGGGCGGAGACUCGGACGACGACGCAGCCUCCGCCUCUGCAGGCGCCGCGGCCGAUGCGAGAGAGCGAGGACGCCUUUGCCGACGACGACGACGCGGGAGGCGGAGCCGCCGCCGAAGGCGGGGCCCGAAGCGCAGGCGGCGACGACGGGAGCGGCGGCGGAGGUGGAGGCGGCGGCGGCGGAGGUGGCGGCGUGGCGGGGGCAUGGCAGCACGACAUGUUUGAGCGCGGGGGUGGCGGUGGCGGCUUUGCGCGGCCUGCGCCUCCUCCCGCGCCGCCGCCCGCGCCGCUUGCCGCCGCCGGAGGCUCCGGCGGUGCGGCGGGCGGCGCGGGUGCGACGUCGGGGAACGUGCACGCUGACUUCAGCCACCGCGAGGACGGGACGCCGCUCUCCUUUUCGAGCCGCGACGCAAAGACGGAGGCGUCGCGCCAGCGGAACAUCGAGGCGCGCGCGCGAGAGAGAGAGAGCAGAAGGCCGCGCCGGAACCCGGCUCUCGAGACUUGCCUCUGCAACUCUCAGGCGAUGUACGACCAGCAGAAAGCCGCGUGGGGGCUGGCGACGGCGCCGGCGGGCGCAACCAAACCGAGGCGCGCGCGGGACAGGGGGGCGGGGCGAGGCGGGGCGAGGCGCGAUGUGGGGCGAGGGCGCGACGCGGUCAAGCCCGCGUGGCUCACUCGCUACGGUCCUUCGGGGGUCCCGCCUUCGCCUCCUGCGCAGCCGCCACCGCAGCAGCUGGAGCAGCAGCAGCAGCUUCAGAUCCAGCAGCAGCAGGCGCAGAUCGCGAUGCUGCAGCAGCAGACCGCGCAGAUCCGGCAGAUGCAGAUGCAGCAACAGCAGAUGAUGCUGAUGCAGCAGCAGCAGCAGCAGCAGCAGCAGACCGGGCCUCCGUCCCUGCCGCACCCUGGCUGGCGCUGA